Molecule: messenger RNA, 2948 nt
Organism: Peromyscus californicus insignis
Lineage: Eukaryota; Metazoa; Chordata; Mammalia; Rodentia; Cricetidae
Gene: Slc22a12
Product: solute carrier family 22 member 12
Exons: 10
Coding region: 1038-2699 (553 amino acids)
Biological process (GO): transmembrane transport
Cellular component (GO): membrane
Molecular function (GO): transmembrane transporter activity
Source: RefSeq, a predicted model, not a curated record
CUCUCUCUUGUUUUGUCCACUGGGGAACGUCUCAGCCAGGAUCUUCUCUACGCCAGUGAAUGAAGAUCUUCACACCCAAAAAACUCUUUUGAGGAAAAGGUUUAUUUGGGAAGGAGGAGUCCAGGAGAGUAGCUGCCUCUACCAGAAUGGAGUGAAUAGACUUUUUUUCUAACUGACUAGGCUGAGCAGUUUACACAGGAAGUCUUGGGGGUGGAGUCAACCCCGGGCCCAGGGUUCAGCUAUCCUGCUCUGUGAUUGGUUGGUUUCACAAGUCAGUUGGCCAGGGGAAGAGAUCUGAUGUCUCUGAUCUGACUGAGCCAAACUGUGUUUCUUUCUGCCCUGAUCUGAGCGUCUUUCCCUAGUUCUGGGCUCCAGGGUCAGGGUGGGUUUCUUUAGCCAGUCCCUUUUCCCUACAGCAAGGCCUCCCAGCCACCUCGCUUGGGUUAGAGCACAGCAUAGUCAUGAGGUCCCUGUAAGGUGGGCAGGAGCCCUGAGGGCUGACAGCCCCCAACACCCUUAGUGGCAGGAUUAGGCCCCAGGUCUUGCCAAACAGAGGCCAGGGCCACGAGGGCAGGUGGAGGAAGAAGUUGAGGCUUUCAUUUGCAAUGCCGUUGGCCUGGUUAAACUUUGAAGAAAUGAUUAGUAAACCUUCUUCUAUUAAAUGACUCCUAGUCACACUUUAAUUCUAGUCAGAGUGACUUCUCUCUCCCUCCUCCUUGCUUCCCGAGCCUGGUUUUUGCUUCUCGUUUUUCUCUUUCCGGGAGCCAGGGUCCACUGUGUCUCUGAGAGGACCCUGAGGCCUCCAGAUUACAGCAGAGGGUUCCAGGUCUGAGGGUGAGCCACCCCUAAAAGCAGCCAGCAGGCAGAUACCAAGGAGCCUUGGUCGGCUCUGACUGGGUGGCACAGUGUCCUGACGUGCACCCGGGAAGAUGGGCGUGGGCAGAGCUGUAGGGGAAGGAGGCUCAUCAGACUGACCCGGGGGUCCCGGGCCAGCUUCUGUUAUCUGGCAGUUGCAUGGUGAUACCCAGGAGAAAUCCAUGGAAUUUUCUGAACUCCUGGACCGAGUAGGGGGCCUGGGCAGGUUCCAGGUCCUCCAAACCGUGGCUCUGGUGACCCCCAUUUUGUGGGUCACCAGCCAGAACAUGCUGGAGAACUUCUCAGCUGCUGUGCCCCGCCACCGCUGUUGGGUACCCCUUCUGGACAACAGUACUGCCCAGGCAAGUGUCCCUGGGGACUUGGGGCCCGAUGACCUUCUGACCGUCUCCAUCCCACCUGGGCCUGCUCAGCAACCCCACCAGUGCCUCCGCUUCCGUCAACCUCAGUGGCAGCUUAUGAAGACCAACGCCACGGCCACCAACUGGAGUGAGGCCGACACUGAGCCAUGUGAGGACGGCUGGGUCUAUGACCGCAGCGUCUUCACGUCCACGAUCGUGACCACAUGGGACCUGGUGUGUGAUUCCCAGGCCAUGAGACCCAUGGCCCAGUCCGUCUACCUGGCUGGAAUCCUGGUAGGAGCCGCAGUGUGUGGCCAUACCUCAGACAGGUUUGGGCGCAGGAGGGUGCUGACUUGGAGCUAUCUUCAGGUGGCUGUAUCGGGCAUAACAGCUGCCUUCAUCCCCUUCUUCCCCCUCUACUGCCUGCUCCGUUUCCUGGUGGCCUCUGCAGUGGCGGGUGUCAUGAUGAACACAGUCAGUCUCUUGAUGGAGUGGACAUCAGCCCGGGGCCGCACCUUGAUGAUGACCUUGAACUCCGUGGGCUUCAGCUUUGGCCAUGUCCUGACAGGCUCUAUGGCCUAUGGUGUGCGCAGCUGGAGGAUGCUGCAGCUGGCUGUCUCCGUGCCCUUCUUCCUCUACUUUGUAUCUUCAUGGUGGCUUCCAGAAUCAGCACGCUGGCUCCUCACGGUGGGCAAGCUGGAGCAGGGCCUGCAGGAGCUACAGAAGGUAGCUGCUAUCAACGGGAAGAAGGCAGAGGGAGACACAUUGACCAUGGAGGUCUUGCGGUCAGCCACGAAGGAGGAGCGAAAUGAGGACCAAACCCGCGCCACGAUAGGCACCCUACUCCACACACCUGGGCUGCGCCUUCGAACCUUCGUCUCCAUGAUGUGCUGGUUUGCCUUCGGCUUCACCUUCUACGGCCUGGCCCUCAACCUGCAGGCCUUGGGGAGCAACAUCUUCCUGCUCCAAGUGCUCGUCGGGGUUGUGGACCUCCCGGUGAAGAUAGGCAGCCUGCUGCUGCUCAACUACCUGGGCCGACGUCUCUGCCAGGCCAGCUCCCUGGUGCUGCCAGGACUCUGCAUCCUGGCCAACAUACUGGUGCCCCACGAGAUGGAGGUCCUCCGCUCGUCCUUGGCUGUGCUGGGGCUGGGGUCACUGGGCUCCGCCUUCACCUGUGUUACCAUCUUCAGCAGUGAACUCUUCCCCACUGUGCUCAGGAUGACAGCUGUGGGCCUGGGCCAGGUGGCAGCCCGAGGGGGAGCCAUCCUGGGGCCUCUGGUGCCGCUGCUAGGCGUCUAUGGCUCCUGGCUGCCCCUGCUGGUGUAUGGAGUGGUGUCAGUGCUAAGUGGCCUGGCUGCACUGCUCCUGCCUGAGACCAAGAACUUACCACUGCCCGACACCAUUCAAGACAUCCAAAAACAGUCAGUGAAGAAGGUGACACAGGACAGAGCAGGCCAGUCCACCCUGAUGUCUACAUGGCUGUAGCCUCCUGAGAGUCUAUGACAGGACUGGAGGAGGAGGACCAUGACGACCAAGACAAGAGGAGGGGACAGACAGGGAGAGAGGAAGGAAAGGGUGGAGCUGGCGAUGGCGGGUAAGGGCGCCCGCCUCCAGGCCUGAGCCUAGGACCUCCAUUCCCGGGACGCACAGUGGUGGGAGAGAGCUGACUGCGCAAAGCUGUCUUCUGACCUCCACAUGGACAGUUAUCCCUCCCCCGGUGAUACACACAAAUAA